Molecule: messenger RNA, 1491 nt
Organism: Capronia coronata CBS 617.96
Lineage: Eukaryota; Fungi; Ascomycota; Eurotiomycetes; Chaetothyriales; Herpotrichiellaceae
Exons: 1
Coding region: 1-1491 (496 amino acids)
Biological process (GO): methylation
Cellular component (GO): mitochondrion
Molecular function (GO): nucleic acid binding; methyltransferase activity
Source: RefSeq, a predicted model, not a curated record
AUGCCACGCCUGCCUCCAGCCUUGAUCCGUGAGGCUGCCCUUCAGAACCACCUCCUGCCUCUCCUACUUCGCGCAUGCCGCGAUCUUCCCUCCGCUCGAAAUGAAUUCCGAUGGCUACAGGAACAUGCGCGUGACACUGUCCAUGCGAAGACACGUAAGAGACACAAGGCCUUGCCGGAAGAUGCCUUGAUCCAUCUGAAAUCCCCACGACACGGAGAGGAGAAGUCUCAAUGCCCCCAACGGAAGGAUUCUUCUGUGAAAUCAAAGGCCGACAGGCUUGAGAAAACAUCCGUCGCAGUCGAUGCCAACAGCCGGCGAAGCUUGUUCAGGAGAAGGGUUUUCGUUCAUCGAGGCCAUAGGAACAGCGUCGUUAGCCAUACCUCAGGUCGUGGAUUGCGAGAUGCAUUUCAAGAACAAUAUACUGCUCGAUCGCACGCCCAAAGCCUUUUGGCCAAGUUCAUUGCGAGAAGAGCCAGGGGUGUGCCAUUGCAGUAUAUCCUUGGCAAUCAACCUUUCGGCAAUCUGGAGAUACUGACUCGGAAAGGGGUGCUCAUUCCCAGGUCUGACACCGAGACAUACAGCCAACAUGUAGCGAAACUGCUGCUUUCCUGGCUGCACACUGCUACCUUCGCGAGCCAUACCCGGCUUCCGGGACGCAGGAAGCUAAGGAUUCUUGAUCUAUGCUCAGGAACUGGCUGUAUAGCACUCCUUCUACAUUCUGUUCUCAAACCGCCCAACUUGGACUCGAACAUCGAUCUGGAAAUACUCGGCGCCGAUAUAAGCAUGGAUGCAAAUCUACUUAGUAGGAGAAACUUGCAGCAUAACAUCGCCGAGGGGCUGCUUCAUCCGGACGCUGCUCAAGAUGUUUCGUUUCAGCAGAUGGACAUCCUUCGUUUGGCAAGAUCGAAUAGAUCUAAGACGCGUCGACUCUUCAAUCACGGCAGUCCCUCCGCUCAUCAGGACGCGGCAUUGGACGAUACGUGGGAUGUCAUCGUCUCGAACCCUCCAUACAUCUCUCCAAAAGACUACAGGCCCGGCGGCCAAACCAACUCAAGCGUGCGUAAGUAUGAGCCCAAAUUGGCGCUCGUUCCACCAGUUUCUGGCUCCUCUGGGGACGCAAACCCUGCCGUCGACCCAGGCGACUUGUUCUACGGACCUUUGAUCGAUUUGAUGAGCAGCGUUGGUGCGAAGCUUCUGGUCAUGGAAGUCGGCGACUCGCAGCAAGCUGGGCGCGUGCAUGAGAUUGCUAUGGAGAAAUUCAAAAAUCGCGACGAUGAUGUGAGGUUCGAAAGGUGGAAGGAUGAUGGGACGGAAAGGUUGCUGUCUACCUCGCGAGCUUCCCAUCAGGGGCUCACCGAUGGACUCGCUGCAGAAGGGACCCAAGCAGCCUCAGCUACGACAGACAGCCACGCCUCCGAUCGGGCCGUCGUCGUCUGGGCAAGGGAGCUGGCAGAGUGGCGGAUGUCUGUCAGAUGGGAUGGACGAGUCUAA